Messenger RNA from Cyprinodon variegatus (sheepshead minnow), 1175 nucleotides. RefSeq names its product C-C chemokine receptor type 4-like (gene ccr12a). The transcript has a single exon. The coding region runs from base 9 to 1076 and encodes 355 amino acids. NCBI's taxonomy places the organism in Eukaryota, Metazoa, Chordata, Actinopteri, Cyprinodontiformes, Cyprinodontidae. Gene Ontology annotation, biological process: chemotaxis; immune response; G protein-coupled receptor signaling pathway. Gene Ontology annotation, molecular function: chemokine receptor activity. The record is from RefSeq and is a predicted model, not a curated record. Gene Ontology annotation, cellular component: membrane.
AGAUCAACAUGGAUGACAACCAGGAUGACCAAUAUAGUUUGUUCCUGGAUCUUCUGUUUCAAACUGCGAACGCCACCGACCCGAACUACGUGGUCAGCAGUCAGGUCAAGCUGUGCGCCAAAAAGACUGUAAAUCAGUUUGGUGCAAAGUUUGUUCCAGUUUUCUAUUACAUCAACUUCCUCCUCAGUUACUUUGGAAACGGUCUGGUUCUACUCAUCAUCUGCAAGUACGAGAAGUUAACCUCGGUGACCAACAUCUUCCUGAUCAACCUGGUGCUCUCUAACUUCCUCUUUGCCUCCAGUUUGCCUUUCUGGGCUGAAUAUCAUUCCUCUGAGUGGAUCUUUGGACAGGCGCUUUGUAAGAUGGUCAGCAGCGCUUACUUCAUAGGCUUCUACAGCUCCAUCCUCUUCCUCACCCUCAUGACCUUUGACCGAUACCUGGCUGUGGUGCACGCCAUCGAAGGAGCCAAGCGAAGAAAAAAGAUGUACGCCAUUGUUUCUUCUGUUGCUGUUUGGUGCAUUAGUAUCGCAGCGAGCGUUAAAGAGUUAGUCCUUCGAAACGUGACGGAGAACUCGCUUUACGGGUUGCUGUGUGAGGAGUCUGGGUUAUCGUCAAGCAUCAUGGCGAGAUGGAGUCUGGUCAGUUACUAUCAGCAGUUCCUGCUCUUCUUCCUGUGCCCUCUGGUCAUGGUCAUGUACUGCUACGCCAGGAUCACCCUGCGCAUCCUCUCCACCCGCAUGAAGGAGAAGUGUCACGCCAUCAAGCUGAUCUUUGUCAUCGUCUUCACCUUUUUCAUCUGCUGGACGCCCUACAAUAUCGUUUGCUUCCUCAAAGCGCUUCAGAUUUCCUCCUCAGAAUCCAACAUGGGAGACGAAAGGUGUUCGGAGGCCCUGGAUUAUGCCUUCUACGUCAGCCGGAACGUCGCCUACCUGUACUGCUGCAUCAGUCCCAUGUUUUACACCUUUCUAGGGAAAAAGUUCCAGAGUCACUUCAACAGACUGGUGGCCAAGAAGAUCCCCUGUCUGUCCCGCCACAUGAGCUUCACCUCCCACAGCACCAGAAGCACGUCACAGUGAACGCCUCACUCUCUGGAUGAAUGAAGACCACAAAGAAAGACCUGCUUAUAGACCUCAAUCUCAUUUGGUCAAAGAUUUAUGCUUAGAAACGCAGCGUUC